Molecule: messenger RNA, 7470 nt
Organism: Cuscuta epithymum
Lineage: Eukaryota; Viridiplantae; Streptophyta; Magnoliopsida; Solanales; Convolvulaceae
Source: the annotation of a GenBank genome assembly
GAAACCUCUGCCUUCUCUCUAGGAAAAUUCGCACCCUCAAAAGUCGGAUUUCUCUAGGUUGCUCGCGACCAAGAUCUGCUCUCUCACAAAAUCAAAUUGUUCGAUCACUGAUUUUCUUCUUGUUUCUUGUUCGGAAUUCAUAAGAGCUCCUUAUCUACCGAUUUGGAUUUAGGAGAUCUGGAAUUUUUAGCAAGAAACAUAGAACUAUUUGAACUCCCAGUCGCACUGUUCAUUCGCAGAUUUGGAAAUUCAUCUUCGAUCUUCUCUUGGAUGCUUCUUGGUGGAGGACGCAGGUUGUCUGGGGUCGCCACCCCUUGGCGCACCUCCCUCACCUGGUUCUCGGUCACCUAAGCACCGCCGUACUGGAGUUCUAAACUGACCGUUGCGGUGCUUCACUGUUAAAAGCAGAGCGUUGACUUGUGAUUCCCACUUCUUCCGACGUUUAUUUUGAAUUCUGAAACUGGAUUUGGAUUCAUCUGGUCAAAACGAAGCUGCGAGUACCUCCUUCUUCUCUUAUUAACCAAAAGUUUGGGGUACUAUUCAUCUUCCUCAACUGUCUGCUACAGUGUUUACUGCGCAUCAGACUAGUUAGGAAUUAAUUGUGAACUCCCUGCUAGUCCUUUUGCUAUACGGUUUUUCACUGGGGUGUUCCAUAUAGCAGAGGGUAUCUGUGAAAGUAUUUUUGGAAUUUUCUGACCAAGUUAUCUAUAUCUGUGCACUGUUUAUCUUCUCCAAUAACUUGUGUACUGUUGUGUACUAGUAGCCAUGUUUUGUGUGCUUGUGUUUUUGGUCAGACUAACUAUGCAGGUUGUUUCUCUUGAUCAAGGGGAUUACCCCUUAUUUACUCGGAGUUGGUUUCUAGCAUCCGUCUCACCAUGACAAAGAAGAACAAAUAGCAGCGUACACCACCUGCUAAGGAUAAGCUUUUUGAGGAAAAAAAUCUAAUACCUAGCUGAGAAGAAGGCUGCCAAGGCUGUUAUCCAAGCGGAAAAAAUGAUUAAAAAGGGGGUAUUUCCGGAGGAUUUACCAAUAGAUGGCCCAGUCAUUUCUGCUAACUCAACGGAGGCAAAUGAAUCAAUUGUUGUGGAGUGUGCUGAAGGCAUGGGACUUGAUGCAAAUGCUGUGAAUUCACCGGAACCAGAGAUCAAUGCUGAGACAACAACCGAAAUUGGGGGACUGAGAGCUACUGUUGCAGAAUCCCCUGGGACCGGGUGCUGGUUUCUCCUAAUGCAGAGGCUCCUCAAGCUUCCUAUGCAGCAGCCCUACUGGGUAUGAGUGAUGAAUCUUCAAUUGUUGAGCCAUCAAAAGAGUUAUCCCUGACUGUCAUUCCAGUAACAAAUGGGGAUGCUCCUAUUAUUGAGACAUCGGAUGAAAAUGAUGUGGAGACCAUCAAUGUAGCCGAAGGGUCUAUAUCUCUUGGGUCCCAUGAUACUAUUCCAUCAAAAAUAAUAGAAAAACAAGAUAAAGCGGGCGGUGAGCAAAAACAAUGGAAUUCUCUUUUCCAUAACAACCGAGCACCAACGUGUGGCCUUAAGCUUGAAUAUUUCCCCCCCACGGGGGAAAACUUGAUUUCUCACAUCUAAAGGUCCCAACUCUUGUUGAAAUAUGGGGCUAUUGUUUGGUGGGCUAUUUUUCUGGAAGGUUCCCCGGGCUGAAAGCUAUUCAUGCUAUGACUACCAAAUGGGAAUUGAGGGUUGACGUCAAAUCCCAUAGUAAAGGGUGGGUUAUUUUCAAAUUCAAAAGUGAGGAGGACCGUAUGCAUGUGCUAUCUGGGGGGGCUUAUGUCCUAUACAGGAAGACUAUGUAUCUCAAGGAGCUCUCUGAUGAUUUCUCAACAGAUUCUGAAGAAUUCUUAAAACAGCCCAUUUGGGUUAAGUUCCCAAAACUGUCCAUGAGGCUUUGGAAGGCAAGAGAAAUUGGAAUGAUAGCCUCCUCACAAGUGGGAUGUCCAAUCACAACUGAUAAUGUCACUCAAGAUGCAGUUUAUCCUCAUUUUGCUCGUGUACUUAUUGAAGUUGACGUUUCUAAGCCACCGGUUAUGCAGUUCCCAAUUAUUCCGCCCUCGGGCAAGGAGUAUAUGCAGCAGGUCAUCUAUGAGACCUAUCCAGAGUACUAUUUCCAAUGCAAAAAAUUUGGUCAUAAUCCUUUCACUUGCUUGAUACUAAAUCCUCCUAAGGAUAAAUCUCGGAUGGUGCCUACUACCAAAGAGAAAGGGAAGGGGCCUGCUCUCAUCUCCCCGGGUUUAGAAAACAAUGGUGAACCCCCAUUUGUGAUGGUGAACCGUAAUAAAAACAGGGACAUUUGUGAGAAAAGAUCAAGUUGAUAUUAAUGGAACUUCCUCUUCAAAAGCUACUGGAUUGCUACAACCUGCCAAAGUCACUGGACCGAGGUCACAGGAGCCUAUCCAGACUGGUUUGCGGCCCCAAAGUGUUGCGGCAAAUGUUACUGGACCGAGGCCCCAAACCCCAAUCAAUGAUACUUGUGAUGCGUCCAAUCAUUCUGCCACUAGGACUAGCUCUACGCCUCUGCUCUUUGACGCCAACAAUCCUAUUUAUGACUGGGUAGGGAGGAAAGUUGUGAGCGUGCAUGAUUUGGAACCGGGGGACAUUAUCAAUAAAUUCGUGCCCACGGAAGAUGGAGCGCACAUAGCUUUUGUCAAAAAAACGUCAUCAAAUCAAAAGCUUCAUUCCGGUUUCCAGGCUAAAAAAGAAUUUUCAAAGGGAGAAUGACUUGGAAGCUCCUGCCAUGGUGUUCACUGACCCUUGUCUGGUUGCGCUCCCGGGAGUCCGACGCACGUGAACAUGGUACAAUAUAAAUAAAAAUAUUUUUACGCUUAAUGUUGCUAGUUUCUUUGAUGUGCAGGCCCGACAUAAUGUUGAUUUCUUGCAAGCAAAGCAACUAAUGGCCAUUGAGUGUUCUGCCAACUUGGAUAAAGCCAACCUGGAUGCUGCUAGUUCUGCCAACUUGGAUAAAGCCAACCUGGAUGCUGCCAGUUCUGUCAACUUGGAUAGAGCCAACCUGGAUGCUAUCAGUUCGCUGCCUAACGGUGAAUUUGAGGCCCAUGAACAUAAUAUUAUUGGAAAAAUUGCCGCUCCUGCCGCUGCCUUUGUUGAAAGCCGAGGUGACCCAACCAUUAAUGGGGGAAAGGUUACCUGGUCACCAAUAUGUAUGAGAUGGGUUACGAUAAUGUUGUUACAGUGGUCCGUGUGAAUGAAAAAGGAAAAACUAUUGCAUAUGUGUGGGAAACAGACCAAGUACCAAAGGGAAUUAACAUUGUCAAGCUAGGGCUGAACCUGGAUGAGCUCAAUUGGGAUGAUAGCGGGUUAAUUUCACUGAAGACUUUUUACUUAGCUGCCCGGAGGUCAAAAAGAACGGUGAAUGGAACAAGAAAUACUUGAAAGAGAUGAGGAAAGAGCUAGGAAAGAAAGCAAGGACAAAGGAGGGAUAGACCCCGAUGAUGAGGCCUUCUCCUCAGAUUUCUACCUUUCUUGCUGAAUGUGUCCUUGCUGACUUUGUUUUUUGGGGUACCUUCUCUCGACCUUUACUAUUUUAAAUGGUUAAAAUCCUUGCUUGGAAUGUCCGAGGUUUGAACAAAACCUCUAAGCAUAAUUUAAUUGCUAGCUAUAUUAAUGCUAAUAAUGUGAGUUUAUGUUGCUUUCUUGAAACAAAAAUGACCACGACCAAUUUUAAUAACUAAAUUUUGAAUAAAUGGCUGGGGUGGGUUUGUGAAAAUAAUAUUAAUAAAAUAAAUGGUGGGCGUAUGACCUUGAUGUGGAACCCGAAUCUUAUAAACUGUGUUAUUCAUGUGGUUGAAGGACAAUAUAUACACCUUAAAUGUGUGUGUCGUAUCUCCCAAAUGGCUUUUCUAUCCACUUUUGUGUAUCCGUUAUAUACCGUAUUGGAGCGCAAGGCAUUAUGGGAAGAACUUGCUAUUCUAGGGGAUGAUUUUAACCGAACCGUGGGUUUUAGCGGGGGACUUUAAUUGUGUUUGUGCUCCAAAUGAAAGGGUGGGGCUUGCCCCACCUACGGCAUAUUUAAUGCAACACUUGUUUUAUUUUAAAGAUCAAGCUAGCCUAGAGGACGCACCUUCUACCAGUGAAUUCUACACGUGGAAUACAGGUGCACUUUGGGCUAAGCUUGACCGUGUGUUAGUGAAUGAUAUUUGGUGCCAAAAUGGUUUAAAAAUAAGGGCCCAUUUCCAUGAAAUGGAGGUUGAGUUUGAUCAUACGGCUUCCAUAAUAUCAAUACUCAAUAAUUCCUCUUUAAGGCCUAAACUGUUUAAGUUUUUUAAUUUGUGAAUUAAACAUCCCGAGUUUGCUAAUUUAGUAGCGCAGAGUUGGAACCGAGACAUUGAGGGCACGAUGCAAUUUUUGAUGGUAAGGAGCCUAAAGUUGCUCAAAAGGCCACUUAAAGACCUAAAUACCAAAGAGUUUGGCCACAUUUCAAGCAAAGUGAAGAGGGCGAAAGAGGACUAUAAAAGAUUGCACAAACUCAUCAUUUUCAUUUUCAUUUACCCCAGUGCCGCAAAGGCUCCCACCUACGGUGGGGUAAGGGGGUCGGAUGUAUGUAGUCUUACCCCUGUACUAAAGCACAGAGAGACUGUUUCCGGAUGACCCAUAUUGAAAAUCGUGUCCAAAAUUGCAUGGACUGACUGCUGCUUCAUAACAAAGAAGCGCAAACAGUUUAAUGAGCCAUUUUGCUUUAUUCCAUCAUAUUCCCAAGCCAAAAAAUAAUGAAUCUUUGGCUCCAUUGAAAAUGAUGGAAUAAAAGAUUGCACAAACUAUCUCUCCAAAAUCCGACGAAUGUGGAUACCAGAAACCAGUUGGUGGAAACCAUGAAAAGGGCAAAGUUCCUGAGUGAGGCCGAAACUAGUUUCUAUCAACAGAAGGCGAAGGCAACUCACAUCCUAGAAGCGGACAAGGGGACUAGGUACUUUCAUGCUAUAGUGAGGAAGAAGACAACGAGGAAUGCCAUUUCUUCUAUUACUUUGGAGGAUGGCAACCUCACCACCUCUUUGGAGCAAGUUGGGAGUGAAUUUGUAAAUUUUUUUAUUGAAUUGUUGGGUACCAAUUCCGAAUGCCAACCCCUUGACCUCACGGUCUUGGAAUCCGGUCCUUUGAUUGAACCAAGUGUUCAUGAUAGCCUUCUUGCCCCGGUCGAGACAAUAGAGAUUAAAAAUGCUCUAUUUGACAUAUGCAAUGACAAGGCACCGGGACCGGAUGGUUAUUCAUCCGCGUUUUUUAAGUCUAAUUGAGAAUUUAUUGGGGAUGACAUAGUCCGGGCCGUCAAAGAGUUCUUUCGUUCGGGUAAGUUACUUAAGCAAAUAAACCACACGGUUAUUGCACUUAUCCCAAAAAACGAAUCACUCACCGAAGGUAUCGGACUAUAGACCAAUCUCUUGUACGAAUGUCUUAUAUAAAAUAAUUACUAAAAUUCUUGCGGCUAGACUCACUCUAUGCCUUCCCGGCUUGAUUGACUUAGCCCAAGGUGCUUUUGUUGAUGGCCGCCUCAUGUUUGAUAACAAUUUUCUUGCACAAGAACUUGUUAGAGGAUACAUGAGGAAGCGAAUCUCACCUAGAUGCAUGAUCAAGGUGGAUUUGCGUAAGGCCUAUGAUACUAUUUCUUGGAGUUUUCUUGAUAGCGUCUAAGGGGUUUGGGCUUCCCCUCGAGAUUUGUUGGAUGGAUUAUGGAGUGCGUUACCACGGCUUCAUUCUUCGUUUCCUUGAAUGGUUUGUUGUAUGGUUUCUUUGAGGGUAAGAGGGGCAUUCGGCAAGGAGAUCCAAUGUCUCCAUUUCUAUUUGUCCUUUGCUUAGAAUAUUUUUCCCGACUAAUUAAUUUGAAAACCAAAGGGCCAAAUUUUAAUUUCCAUCCCCAAUGUGCAAAACUUGGAGUGACCCACUUGGCCUACACAGAUGACUUAAUACUCUUCUCUAGGGGCGACACUUAUUCAAUUGAAAUACUUGUCAAAGCCCUUGAGGAAUUUGGGGAUGCAUCGGGCCUUAAAGUGAAUAAUAAUGAUCUCCAGGAGAUUAUGGCCCUUGUGGACUUCGGGCGUGGUACAUUCCCUGUUAAAUACCCCGGAAUUCCACUUGCCCCUCUAAAGGUUUCCGUUGUGCAAUAUUCACCGUUGCUUGAUACAAUUUCGGAUUUUUUAAAGGCUUGGAACGCAAAGACCUUAUCCUAUGCAGGAAAACUAGAGUUGAUAAGAUCUGUGAUCCAAGGGGUCCUAUAUUUUUAGCUCCAAGUCUUCCCGGUCCCCCAAACUAUCUUGGGUAGGAUAGUUUCUAUUUGCCGAAUUUUUCUGUGGGGUGGGAAAUAUUCUAAAGUGGCUUGGGACGACAUCUGUCUACCAAAAGAGGAGGGGGGCCUUGGCAUUCAUAAUGCCAAGAUUUGGAAUCAUGUUCUCCUCUCUCGAACACUUUGGGAUGUUCAUAGGAAGAAAGACACCCUUUGGGUGAGGUGGGUCAAUGGGGUCUACCUUAAUGGUAGGAGUGUGUGGGAUUUUAUCCCACACAACCGUGACUCAAUGUUCAUGAAGAAAUUGAGUCACAUUCGGGACCAAAUUAUGGUCUGUUCGUUUUAACAAUCGGAAUGAUACCAUAUGGGUUUGAAUGCUAGAUCCAUUAACGACAAGCUAAUUUCAGGCAAAGUUUAUGACUUGUUGGCUAGCCCUAAUUUCGGGACAAAUAGGGCUUGGAUGAGCUUCAUUUGGAAGUCUUAUAUCCCUCAAAAAUUCUCCUUUAAUGUUUGGCUAGCCUUCUGAAACCGGUUACCUACACAGGAUAACCUUGGAUAUUUGCAUAUAGUAAAUAGAUGUGACCUUUGCAAGGGUGGCUUGGAAACAAUGUCACACCUAUUUUUUCUUUGUGCUUUCACUCGUAGGGUCUGGGAGCGCAUCAAGGACUGGUUGGGGAUGGAUCACCAUAUGACCACGCUUCAAAGCUCGGUUAAAUGGAUACUAAAGGAGCAUAAGGGAUCCAAGUUGAAGGGCAAAGCAGUUCGGCUAGCUUGUGCCGUGGUGUACCACUUGUUGCAUGCGAGGAAUGCAAACAGAUUUGAUGGAGGCAACAAGAGUGAAGACGAGAUUGUCUCGAAAAUCAAGCAUGUGGUAUAUAAGAUCUUAUUCAACAUAUACCCGCAUGAGUUGAUCAAAUUCUGAUUGAAGACCUUUUUUUAUACUUUCAAAUGCCACAACACUGAUUUACUUUUGGGCAAAGGGAUGUGUGCAUCUUGCAACAUCAUAUGCCAUGUAUAUUGUUCUCAUGACUUAGAUCUGUGUGCGUGCAAUAUUACAGCACUGAUAGCUUUUUGAUGUUUGGGGGCCUAGUAUUGUUUACUUUGGCCCUAGCUUGUUUUUGACUUACAUUGAAUCAAAACCUUCUCCCAACCCCACUUCGGUGGGGGUUAGGAGAUCUAAAAUGUAUAGUUUCUUCUUUGGGUGUUAAUAUAUAUUUACAUUUCAUCCAAAAA